AUGUUCCGCCGGAGCGAUGAAUUGGUCUCGAAUUAUCAGAUCAAAGGCACUGCCUUGGACUGCUCAAACAACGGUGAAGCCCUCGCCGUAGCCGGGUGAGAUUUUUAAAAUACGCCGAACACUGUUGUCGCUGUCUAAAAUACAUUUUUUAAGCUCGAAAAUGCAUCGUCUUCCAUCUCAUUCCGACUUAUAUUAUCCAUGCUCAAUCUGAUGUCUAAAUCAAUAUAAAUCUCCGGUCUGAACAAGAGAACUCGUCUUGAAAUUGAUGUCCAAGCGAUUUGUCUGGUGUCUUAUUGAAUUUUCAACGGAAAAUUUUUGAAUUUUCAGCGGAUUUAUGGUGAAUUUGGUGAGUCUUCAUGGAAGUGGAGUAGCCCAUCUCAGAGAAAAAUGCCCCUGCGGAAUCGCAAAAAUGGUCCGAUUCCAUCAUAAAUACACCUUCUUCUGUGUCGCGGUAGGAUUUGCAUUUGUUUUGAUGACUUUUAAGAGAGAGAAUUGACGAAAAUUAUAUUAUAGUAGAGGUUGCUUUGAUAUCUUCGAAAAAUCAGAGCUUGUUUUGGAAAAAUUGUUUGUAAAAUACAAAUUGAACUCGUAUUUUACCAUAAUGUUCGAAAAAAGCUUUUUUGAAUUUGAAAAAAUUGAAGAAAUGAGGAUUUUUCACCAAGAGAAACAUUUGACUCAAAUUACCCCUAAAUGGGUCAAGUGUUUCCCUCGUCGGCAAAUGUUGCGGAAAUUACCAGAGUGCGGUAAAAAUGGUAUUCCACGUGCUCUAGCGGUGUAAUCAUCCAUAUAUUAUGGUAAAGUAGCUGAUUUCAGACGCCAAGUUCCCUCGAUUUCUUCCAUGACACCCAGUGUUUCAACCGAAUUUCGCAGAACGGAAAAGUCUCAGACUUUGAUUUCAACGUGCUAAACGAUAACUUGGUGGUGUCGUCGACCACCAAUUCUGUCUCAAUCUUCGAUUUGCGCGAGUCAAGACGGCCAAAAAUUACAAUGUCCACGAUUUUCGGCGCUCAGCAGGCAAAAUUCAGCAAAUUCGACGAAUUCCAAGUGAUUAGUGCGCAUGGUUGUGAUUUGAGGUUCUGGGACAUUCGAGUAAGCAGUUGUUUUUAUGGUUUUUUGAAGUUUUUCGGACAUUUUGAGAGGUUCCUUGAUUUUCAGGGUCUUCGUGGUGGGACCCAAAAUUCUUGUAAUUUUGCGAAUUUCCCUAAUUCAACCUCCAGGCUGCAUUACAGCCAUCAAUUUCAGUGUUUUUUUGUCGUUUUGAAUGAUUUCCCUGAAAUUCAGGGUCUUCGUGGUGUGACCCAAAAAUUGUCGCAAAUAAUGAAAAUAAAAAUAUUUCGUAUUUCAGAACUGCUCAGCGCCCCGACGACAGAUUAUGGCGCAUGAAAAUCGCAUCGUCUCGUUGGUUAUGAACCCCACAAAACCGAAUGUUAUGAUUACCUCGGCGUUGGAGGAUACAUUCAAAGUUUGGAACAGAUACGAUGAAAUUGACACCUCCCAAGUGGUUUUGCUCUCCCACAACAGGGUGGGAAAGGUUAUUUAUUCGGUGAGAUUUGGAUGUUGGAUAGUCAGGGAAAGACUUGACUCAUUUGGGGUGCGUUCGGGUCAUGUUUUUCUCUCAUUGAAAUUGGUCAUGAUUUUGAUUGGAAAUGAAAUUUAAGUCAUUUUUUGCGUUUUCGGCGUAUUUUAAAACAUGUUUAAUUCGAUUUUUGAGAUGCUUUUGAGCUGUUUUGAGCAAAGGGAAGACUUGGCCCAUUUUAUAAUGGGCUGGGUCAAGUGUUUCUCUCUGUGAAAAUUGUUGUGUUGAAUAUAAAAAUCGUUUUUAUGAAUGUAGAAAGGCGGAAGGCGUAUUUUAAAACUUUUCUUUUUUCAAUCAUAAAGCAUACGUUUUAUAUUAUCCAUCUCCAUUUUUAGCCCUCCGGUGACGAAUUUAUUUCAAUGUCGAUCCCGGACACUGUCGGCGACCCGAAUACGGUCAAAAUGUGGAGAGCCCCGACCUUUGAGAACCCGCAGGAGCUUCGCAAAGGCCUCAAAGACACGUAUGCGGACGCUUGUUGGCAUAAAGGAGCAACUGGCCCAUUCAAAUAUUUGUUCACAUUGGGAAGAAAUAGUCGAUUAUUGAGGAACCCAAUCAUUGGAAAUGGAUUGGUAAGAAGUUUGAAGGGAUUUUAAAAUUCGGUGUGGGGGCUUUUUUGUGGAAAAAUUAGAUUUUUUAGAAAAAAAAAAUAAAAAAAUUUCACGAUUUUUUGUUUGAAAAUUUUUGUCCAUAGUAGUAGUAAGGUGUACAAUAUCUUAGCAAAAAAUCAGUUUUUUCCGAGAAGAAUGCGGAAAGUUAUGGACAAAAAAAUUUGGUCCAAAAAUCAUCAUUUUGGGACCGUCUUGCAAAUUUUUUUUUGAAUAACUUAGUCCCUGUUGCCAAGAGGGGAGUCGAAUUUUCAGGGAUUGAAUUGUAGACUAUUGAGAAGAUAUAGGCAAAAUUUGAAGGCAAACGAGCGGUUAUUGUUGUUGCAGUCGCUUUUUUUGAUGAAAAAAUCUGAUUUUUUCUCAAAAAUCCGAUUUUUUCAAAAAAUUUUUUUGCAAGACCUGUUUUUUAUAAUAUAAAAAGAACGUAGAACAUCUGUUUGUCCUUUUUGACACUUUUUUUAAUUUUUAAAAUACGUCAGCCGACAUAAUGUAAUCGUUUUUUCCAGAACAAUGAGCCCAAUGAGAUGCCGGUCCCGAUUGUGCAGUCCGCCGAAGACCGCAAACGCGACAAACAGCUUCUCGGCACCUCCGAAAUGCGACAGAAAGCCCAUUCCACCGACGACGACUCGAUGAGCCACCGCACUCCCAGCUGGACCCUCUUCACGGACGAAUGGAGUGGAUGGGUCAGAGCCCCAAACCAGGACGGCGGAGACUUGCUGAGCGAAUUGGCGGCCUUGAGAAAAGUUGUGGCACUUGGCUUAACUACUAGUGAGGUAAGAGGCAAAUUUUGGAGCGGGAAAUUUGGAAGAAAAUAGCGAUUUUUUGUGGAAAACUGGGAUUUUUUGGUGAUUUUUGAAGGUUGUGACGAAUUUUUUGAUUUUAGAAGGUGAUAGGUGAUUGGAAAUGGAAUUUUAUGGAAGCCAAAGUGUUAUGAAAUUUAUUAGAGGCACUUGUGUUGGCGUUUUUUUUUUUUGAAAAAAUUGAGGUUUUUGACAGUUUUUCGAGGAAAACAUUGCAUUUUUUGAUGAUUUUUGAAUUUUUUUGGAAAUUUGUUGAUUUUUUUGGGUGAUAAGUGAUGGGAAAUAGAAUCUUAUGAAAGGUAGAGAGGUGUGAGAUUUAUUAGAGAUAGCUAUGUCGGCGUUUUGCGGGAAAAAAUUGGGAGUUUUGACAGUUCUUUGUGGAAAAAUAGGAUUUUUUGAUGAUUUUCGAAGUUUUUGGGGAAUUUUCUUGAUUUUUUAGGGUGAUAGUUGAUUGGAAAUGGAAUUUUAUGAAAGCUAAGAUGUUAUGAAAAUAUUAGAGAUACUUAUUUAGGUGUUUUGAGGGAAAAAUUGAGACUUUUGACAGUUUUUUGAGGAAAAAUUGGGAUUUUUGAUGAUUUUUGAUUUUUUUGGGAAAUUUUUUGAUUUUAACGGCAAAAUUAAAUGAGAAAAUCGAUUAUGAUCGACAUUAGACUAGAUUUUUUGACUUUGAAAAGCAAUUAUUUGCAUUUCCAAUAAAAAUAUUACUUAUUUUUCAAAGAAAACUGCAAAAAAAUCAUCUUUUUCUUCAUAAAACCUCAAUAAAAUCAAUUUUCGAACUUCUUACCGCACUCUAUCAACUUUAUUUUCUCUUCAGGUGAAUUUCCAACGAGCUGCGAUCGGCUUCAACUACUCGCAUCGAGGCCGUUGCAAACGAAUCACAAUCGAAAUGCGAUUCCACAAACAAUUCCUGGAGAAUGGCUGGAUUUACAUGGAAGUCGUCCAAAAAGACUCCCCAUUGGACGCGCAAUCCGCCAGACAGUUGCUUCUUCUGAUCCAAGAAGAAAGCCGAAAUCAAACUCAAGCCGGAGGCCAGUCAACUGUCAUGGCCAGAGUGCUGCAAAAUUUACCGGUUUUGGUGGAGAAAUUGGGGGUAAGUUGGGGAAAAUAAAUCUUUGGGAGCUUUUGUUUUUUUUUUGAAGUUUACGGAAUUUUUUUACUGUUUGAAAAAAAAAAUUUUUUUGCACUGCGAAAAAUUUGAAAAUAUUUUCUUGCACUGUGCAAAAAAUUAGAAAGAAAAUUUGCACUGUGCGAAAAGUGCCGCAAAAAUGUACGUUCUACGGGACAAAAUAAAAAAAAAAAUUUCUCUCACUGCACUGUGCGGUAACGAAGAGAAAAUUUUUCUUUGUGCACAGUGCAAGGUUUUUUGCACAGGAAAUAAAAAAAACAUUUUUUUGAUUUUACUUUAUUUUUUUUGACUUCAAAAUAACUUGAUUUUUUCGUUGAAAUUUUUUGAUUUUUUUACGGAAAUUUUUAAUUUUUUUCCCAAUUUUUUGCGAUUUUUUUUUUGUUAAUUUUUUGCAAUUUUUCAAAAAAAAAUUGUCUUCCAGGUCUUCACAGACUCAAUGGACAUCCCUUCCUCCAAGACCACCAUCAACAGUACGGAUUCGUCGAUGACGGAGGACACCGCCAGUCAUACCGUGGAGCCGGCCGACCUGAAUCGAAUGUUUCCCAUAAGUUACGGGCUCACCGCAUACGAUGUUUUGGUCCCAUCGCCGCGGCUGUGCGGCGGACGCUUCAAUUUGAAUGGGAUUUUGUGCACGUUUGGGAAGUUGCUGGUCAUCCCGGUGGAAGGAGUCACCCCCGAAAUAACCUUCCCCAAAUCUACGGAAAAGCCCAAACUGGAGGCGAAAAAAGUCACAAUGAAACGACUGUCCGAGGGCAGGAAUUUGAGCGACAAAUCGAGGCCCAGCCGGAAUCAGGCCACCCCCAAAAUCCCAAGCCUUUUGAGGCCAAAUCCGGAGGGAAAAAUGGUCUAUCCGAAGACAUUGCUGGAGUAUUAUCAGUGCGGUAAGAGGGUUUUGGGACGGAAAAAAGGUGUAGAGCGGGGUAAAUAUACGUUUGGAUGGGUUUGGAGAGGAAAUAAGCAGGUUUUUUGCGAAAAAUCAAGAGAUUUGCCUAGUGUAAUAUAAAAAGGGGUAUUUUUAUAAAAGCGGUAGGGUUUUAUAAUUGAAGAAUUGAAUCUAGUAAAAUACGCGGAGCGAGUCUUUGAACAUUUUUAGAGGGAAAAUUUUUUUUAAAUCCCAAAAUUUGCCUAGUGUAAUAUAAAAAAAGAAAUUGAAAGAGUUCGAUAAAGGUGUUUGUAGACAAUAAAAAAUGCGGACUCAACGUUUUUGACCCCUUUCAGUAACCCCAGAGCAUGUCGGAUAUCUCUAUCAAAUCGCGGAAAGAGCGGCCUCGGCCAGAAGAGUUGGUGGAAUCGCCGAAUCCAGCGAUCGGUUGUCGUUUUCAACGGCCUCUCCGUUGAAUGCAUACAGUCAUAAUUUGGUGGAAACGGCAAGGAGUGGGAAAAGCGGAUCCAAUCGGGUUAUUGGGGUGAGUUUUUUUUAAAUUUUUUUUUUGAUUUUCAUUUUUUUUUAUUUUCUGGUUUAAUAGUUUCUAUGAUUUUUUUAUUUUUUAAAUUUUAUUUUAUUUUUUUCUUGAUUUUUUUCUUUGAUUUUGAUAGUUUUUUCUAGAUUUUCUUAGAAUUUUUUGAUUUAUUUUUUUUUUAUUUUUUCAAAUUUUUUUUAUUUAAUUUUUUUCUUUAUUUUUUUGAUUUUUUUACUUCGUUUUUUUUGAUUUUUAGUAGGUUUAAUUUUUUCAUUUUUUUUUUGAGUUUCUCGAAAACCCCUACAAUAAUAUCCCUUUUUCUCUUCAGUCCUCCCCGGUAUCAUCCCUCGGAAUGCUGGCCCAAAGAAACGCCAGUAUUCACUCGAAUCAAGCGACCUUUUCCACACCCCGCCGAAGAGUCAGCUCAAUGUCGGCGGGCGUCGUAAACGAAGACUCAAAUCCAUUAUUGGAACCGCAAUUUUCGACAAAUGUUUUGGUCAUCGACGGGAGUUUUUAUGAAGGAUUGUCGAAGGAAUUGGCUGCCAAAUAUAAGUAAGGAUUUUUUGAUUUUUUUUUUAUUUUUUUUUUGAAAUUUUUUCUGCGCACAGUGCAAUAAUUUUUUUAAAAAAUUGCCGCACAGUGCGAAAUGAAAAUAAAAUUUUUUUUUAAUUGAUUUGCAAAAAAAAAUUUUUUUUGUUUGAUUUAUCUUAUUUCUCGUAUUUUACCCGGUAUUUCCAGACUUAUUGGCGGAUCGGCCUCCGAAAUUUGCUACGCGAAUCUUUGGGCCGUUGUCAAGGAAUUCCCGGACCGACCCGACCUCAUCAGUCUCUGGCAAAUCCUCUACGAAUUUAUGUGCGCCAGCGAGGAAAAGUAAGGAUUUUCAAAUACGAAUAAUUUUUUUUUUAUUUUUUGCACGGUGCAAACAUAAAUAUUUAGUUUUUGAUUGCACUGUGCAGCGAAAAAGUUUAGACUGCACAGUGCGGAAGAAAAAUUUUUUUGCACAGUGCAAUUGUCGCUGGAUUUUUGAGAUUUUGCACGGUACAGUACUGCACGGUGCAAUAAAGAAUUUUUUGAUUGCACGGUGCAACGAAAAAGCUUAUGUCUUGCACUGUGCGAAAAUAAAUAUUUUGUUUUUGAUUGCACUGUGCAGCGAAAAAGUCUAGGCUGCACGGUGCGGAAGAAAAAUGUUUUUUUGCACAGUGCAGUUGUCGCUGGGUUUUUGAGAUCUCUGCACGGUGCAAAAAAAUUUUUUUUGAUUGCACAGUGCGGCAAAAAAAAGAGUUGUGUUUUGCACUGUGCAAAAAAAAAUAUUUUUUGCACCGUGCAUUGGAAAAUGAGUCUGUAAUGAAAGUUCUGAUUUUUUCAGAGAAAUCCAAGCCUAUCUUCGCAAUGAAAUUGAGACCGAUUUUAUUGGCGCAGAAAUCAUUCCAUUCGACUCUUCACGACUAAAUUUUGUCGAAAACGAACUUUACAAUCGACAUCGUCUUCAGUUGUGCGCUUUGGAAUUCAUGACACCUGACCCGUAUGCCAGCAGAAUUGGCGCUCAUCCGUGUGGAAAGGAUUUUUUGGCAUGGUUGUAAGUUUUUUUGAUUUCUUUUAGAAAAAAAAUUGCACUGUGCAAAAAAUUUCGAAAAAGUUUUGUACUGUGAUUUUUUUUUUCUUUUUAAAAAAUUUUUUUUGGAAUUUCAAUUUUUUCAGUGUUGAAUUUUACUACCAGCGCUACGAUGUGCAAACCGCGGCCAUGAUUACUUGUAUUCUCAACGAAUCCAAUCGAAGAAACGGUCGAUUAAUGCAACUGGAACGACCGGAACGUCCAAAAUCCAAAAGAGGAAACUUUAAUGAGCGGAGUAGCGUGAGUAAAAUACGUCAUGUCUGGUUAUUUGAUUUUCAGGGCCGCCGCUCGUCUCCGGAUGGUCGAGAAAGGGUUUUUCGACGCUUGGAGAAAAUAAAAUAUUUGGCCGCCAAAUUUUGCCCGUUAUUUGUCACUGCGGAUGAGUAAGUUUUUACCAUUUAGUUUUUAUUUUUUAUAUAUUUAGGAGCGUGGGAGAAAUGUGCACAGUGCAAAAAACUUCAUUUUAGAAAUUUUUUUUUGCACGGUGCAAAAAUUUGUCAAAUUGAAAUUUUACCCUUAUUUACUGUGGUUUAAAUUUUGAUCUGUGGUAAUUUAGAGUCGACUAAAAUUUGUGUUAGAAUGGCAUGCUUUGUUUUUUGAAUUUUUUUUUUUUUUGGCACAGUGCGAACAAUUUCUCGAAUCUUCGCACUGUGCGGAAAAUUUCGAAAUUCGAAUUUUUUUCUUGAGGAGUUCGGAGAUAGAUUUCACGCUUGUUUACUCGAUUUUAUGCUAUAUUUUGAGUUUUCAAAUUUAUUGUUUCCGCACAGUGCGAACGAUUUUUUUAAAUUUUGCACUGUGCAAUCGAUUCGAUCGUAAAAGAUUUUCUAAAAUACAUAGAGGAGAAUUUUUUGCAUUUUUUACGAAUUUUCUGCCCAAAAAUAAUAUAUUUUUUCAGUCCCGACCCCAUGGAUCUCGAGACAAUGCGAGAUUAUUUUAUUAGAGACCAUAAACAUCGAACCAUCGCCAAAUCGCAUAUCGAAAGCGAACCGAAAAAGGAGCCGAUCUACGAUUACAAAGAGAAUCGAAGUGCCGACGAACUGAGGAGUUCGUAUGACCCUACUACUGAGAGUAAUGUAGAAGAUAACAAAGAAAAAAAGAGUGAAAUUUUGAGAAUGCCGACGGUCAUGAGGCUGGAAGGGAUGGAAGAAGACGAAAAUGAGAUCGCGUAAGGAAUUCAGAAUUAAGUUAGCUUGAUCUCAAAAAAAUUCAAAGUGGAUUUGACUGGAUAUUUAAUUUUACAUUCGAAUUUUGGCAUUUUUUCUCCAAUUGUUUUAUAUUUCUUCACUGGAAAUAAUUAAAGUGAACGUAUUUUACCUAAAAAUGAUUUUUGUUUGAAUUUCAGCGCUUCGGAAGCGUGGCUGGAAGAGAAGUUCGAUAAAAUACGCCAAGAAUACAGUGUUUUCCUCUGCCGAUGGGGCCUUUUGAACCAACGUACAGAACUGAAUAAAUUCGCGUUGAAGCCGGAAGAGCCGUUGUUAAUUAAACGUAAGUUUUUUGGAGUGAAUAUAAAAAUUCGAAAUUUUUUUGGGUCCCACCACGAAAACCCUCAAUUCAAGGCUAACCCUAAAAAGGGCAAAAAAACAAUGGAUAAAAGAAUUACAAAAGUAAUUCAGCAUAAAAGCGUUUUAUUUUAAUAUAAUUUUUGAGAAAUGUUCGUAUUUUAGAAGUGAUGAAAUGCUCAAAAUGCGAUCGAAUUUGCGAUGAUUCCCCCAUUUGUCCGGAUUGUGAACUGCCCGCUUUGUGGUGCAUCAUUUGCGACGAACCUUGUGAAGGCCAUGUGGCCAUUUGCUCGGUCUGCGGCCACGGGGGACAUCCAACGCAUCUGAACGAAUGGUUCAAGAGUUUUGAUCAGUGUGCUGCACUAUGCGGGUGUCGCUGUAGCUUGUAG
Messenger RNA from Bursaphelenchus xylophilus (pine wood nematode), 9007 nucleotides. NCBI's taxonomy places the organism in Eukaryota, Metazoa, Nematoda, Chromadorea, Rhabditida, Aphelenchoididae. The record is from the annotation of a GenBank genome assembly.